UUGGUCACAUGACGUAGUUACGGUCAAGUGAUUGUUUACUAUAAACACGUGUGUGUGUGUUUACAUCAAGCACAUGGUGUGUGUUUAUGUUCUAUUUGAUUGGAUGGCAUAUACCCGCAAUGCGGUUUUUACGGGUAUAUGCGCUCAUGAGAUUCGUGAAAAGCAUGAUUAAGUAUUACUUAAGGGGUUCGUUUGAGAAAAUAAAGUUAUUCGAAGUUUGCCUAUAGUUAACGUAGCAGCAGUUCGUUAUUGUGGUAUGUCUGACUCCGAGAAACUUCUAGAUUCUGACCAUGAAUCUUUGCCUGGUCCUAGUGUACAUUCGUUGCCUGAUGGUAGUUCUGCACAUCAUACUGGUAAUAACGACUUGGUGGAUACAUUCUCGCUGUUUAAAACCUAUCUUGACGGGAAGAUCGCUACUCUUCACAAAGACUUGGCCGUUGGCAAUGAGAACUUCGCUACCAAACUCAAGCAAGAAGUGUCAGUUAAACUUAAAGGUGAGGAUAACCAGAUACAGUUCAAUUUCAAUUGUGAAAUUAUGGCCGACCUUGUUAAGCUUCAGAAGCGUAUUCCUGAUGAAGAUGCAGCAUGUCUUAAAUUGGUAUCUGGUGCUAUCCUCAAAGUUAAGAAGCGUAAUAAACUCAUCCGCAUUGCAGACAAAUCUCCCGCAGGCUGGAAAACCGUCCGCGAAUAUGAGAGUGACGACCUUGCCUCCGACUCAGAAGAUAAGAAACGCAUUCGUUCUGCAGAAAGCCGUGCCAUUAGGAGUAUCAAGGAAAAGAAAAUACCUCAUCCUUAUAGAACCGUUACAGCUACUGUUUCUGCUCCUCCUGCUCCAAUGCCCAAUCAACACAAUGUUCGACAAAACAAUUAUCAACAGCCGCCCUUUCGGACCAGCAGACGGAGGGAACCCUCAUCUCAUGACAUCUGUUACAACUGCAACCAGCUUGGUCACUGGCGAACUCAGUGCCCCCUUUUCAGUACAAAACCAGCUGUCCCAGGGACAUCAAGGCAACAGAGUUAAUGAUAAGUAUUUUGAUACUACUUUUUUAGAUGAAAGCAAUCUUUACGGACAGUUUGAACUGUUUCUGUCACAUGCUAAAUAUUUUGAUAAUAUUGAUAUUUCAUCUGUUGCAAAAGGGGUAAAAUAUAGUUUACGCAAGCAUAUACAAUUCUGGAAACAUAUAGGUGCAAAUGAAUUUGUUAUCAAUACUAUCCAACAUGGUUACGUUAUUCCAUUUUUGCAGACUCCUACAUCUAUGUCAUUUAAGAAUAACAAAUCUGCAAAUGUCCAUUCUAAAUUUGUAAAUGAAGCAAUUUCAGAAUUACUGAAUAUCGGAUGUGUUAUUGAAACUCCAUUUCAACCGUUUGUUGUAAAUCCGCUAAGUGUUGCAGUUCAAAGUUCGGGCAAAAAACGUCUGAUUUUAGAUUUAAGUGAACUGAAUGUUUUUAUUAAAAAAGAAAGAAUAAAAUUUGAGGACUGGAAAGUGGCUUUAAAUUAUUUCACAAAAGAUUGCUAUCAAUUUAAAUUUGAUCUUAAGUCUGGAUAUUUUCAUUAUGACGUAUGUACUAAACAACAAACAUAUUUAGGAUUUUGC
Messenger RNA from Mytilus californianus (California mussel), 1595 nucleotides. RefSeq lists its product as uncharacterized. Gene Ontology annotation, molecular function: zinc ion binding; nucleic acid binding. The record is from RefSeq and is a predicted model, not a curated record. The transcript has a single exon. Bases 257 to 1021 code for a protein of 254 amino acids. Lineage: Eukaryota; Metazoa; Mollusca; Bivalvia; Mytilida; Mytilidae.